Annulohypoxylon truncatum is the source of this 2598-nucleotide messenger RNA. RefSeq names its product S-adenosyl-L-methionine-dependent methyltransferase. Gene Ontology annotation, cellular component: nucleus; cytoplasm. Gene Ontology annotation, biological process: tRNA methylation. The coding region runs from base 1 to 2598 and encodes 865 amino acids. NCBI's taxonomy places the organism in Eukaryota, Fungi, Ascomycota, Sordariomycetes, Xylariales, Hypoxylaceae. The record is from RefSeq and is a predicted model, not a curated record. The transcript is spliced from 2 exons. Gene Ontology annotation, molecular function: tRNA binding; tRNA (cytidine-N5)-methyltransferase activity.
AUGGGCCGAAAGAAGUUUCGAGGUGGUCGCAAAGGCGCAUCCAAUCGCGCCCCUCGUGGGGACGGUCCUGUGCCGUAUCGAUCAUAUAGCGAUAUCGUGAAGGAGAAUAAGAACCUAGAGACGUACUAUAACGCCGCGCUACCUAUUGAUGACAACGAACGAUCUGAAUUCUGGGAUGCUUUGAAGAGAGAACUCCCCAAUUCCUUCCGCUUCUGCGGAUCCAAAGGCCAUGCGCUCGCCGUCAAACGACUACUGGAGACGAGAUACGUGCCCGAAAUCGUUACCAUCGAGCGCUACGAUGGCGAGCCUGUACAGGCUCCUCAGCCCGUUCCGUGGUACCCCGACCAGCUCGCCUAUUCUAUGAACACUCCGAAGCACGUCAUCCGCAAAUUCCCACCUUUUGCCGCCUUCCAGAAGUUUCUAGUCUCCGAGACUAGUGUCGGCAACAUAAGCAGACAGGAAGUUGUCAGCAUGAUUCCCCCGCUGCUGAUGGACGUCGAGCCUGGAAUGACAGUUUUAGAUCUAUGCGCGGCGCCUGGAAGUAAAGCCGGUCAGUUACUCGAGAUGGUCCACUCUGGAGAGGAGGGCAGAAUCCGUAAAUUCAUGCAGUCAUUCGGCGACACGAAGGCACAGGAUGACAAUGAGGAUGGUGUUGAUCUUUCCGUGGAUGCUGGCGAUGAUGGUCGUGCGACUGGACUACUCAUCGCCAAUGAUGCAGAUUAUAAGAGGAGUCACAUGCUUGUCCACCAGCUUAAGCGACUUUCUUCCCCCAAUAUGCUCGUCACCAAUCACGACGCAACUCUUUACCCAGCCAUCAAAUUACCGCGAGACCCAAACCGCCCUGAAAAGGGCCAGUACCUAAGGUUCGACAGAAUCCUUGCAGACGUACCUUGUUCGGGUGAUGGAACGUUAAGGAAGAACGUCAAUUUAUGGAAGGAUUGGCAGCCAGGAAAUGCGCUGGGACUACAUGUCACCCAAGUUCGGAUCCUGGUCCGCGCCCUCCAAAUGCUCAAGGUUGGCGGCAGAGUUGUCUACUCAACCUGCAGCAUGAACCCCGUCGAGAACGAAGCAGUAGUCGUAUCUGCGAUUGAACGUUGUGGCGGCCCUGACAAGAUUGACAUCAUCGAUUGCAAAGACAGACUUGCGGGGCUAAAGCGAAGCCCAGGAAUGCAUCAAUGGCAAAUUAUGGAUAAAUCCGGCCGCGUCUGGAGUAGCUGGGAGGAGGUACAGCAUCACGUCUUGACGACUGACAGCCAGAUGCCCAGCAAGCUGUCGGAAACAAUGUUUGCUAGACCGGACGCGAAUGACUGCUCCACGCUUCCAUUGGACCGUUGCAUGCGAGUCUACGCCCACCAGCAGGACACUGGCGGAUUUUUCAUCACUGUGCUAGAGAAGAAAGAAGAAUUCAGGGCUAAGCCGGAGACGAAGGUCCGGGCCCCGAAUGCUGUGGCCACUUCAAAUGGAGUCGAAGUCGAAGAGGAUGUGGAGACUAAAAUGGAGAUUGAAGAAGAGAAAGCGGCGCUGGGUGAGCCGACUGACGUUAUUCCGACUUUAGGAUCCAAGAGGACUUUAGAAGACGAGGAAGCGGAGACAAAACCUGAUGCCAAGAAGCAGAAGACCGAAUCCCCCCCUGCUGAAACCCUCGAAACACAAAUUCCCGCCAAAACUGAACAGCCUACCGUAGAAAUCAAGACGGAGGAGGUCAAGCCAAAGGCUGAGGCUACUCCUAAGAAUGGCGCCCAAUCUGAUAAACGAGUCAAACCGGUCGAUGGCAACUAUGAAGAACCCUUCAAGUACUUACCGCCAGAUCAUGCUGUCAUUCAAGAUAUACAGAAAUUCUACAAGAUUUCAUCGCGCUUCCCCGCAGAUCGUUUCAUGGUACGGAAUGCUACGGGCGAACCUGCAAAGGCCAUCUACUACACGAGUGCUCUCCUUAGAGAUAUUCUUACCGAAAAUGAGGGUCGCGGCGUCAAGUUCGUGCAUGGAGGUGUCAAGAUGUUCAUGAAACAAGACGCGCCGUCUGCUGAAGUUUGUAGGUGGCGAAUACAGUCGGAAGGCAUGCCUAUUAUCGAAGGAUACGUCGGCCCCGACCGUAUUGUGCGCUUAACGAAAAAGGAGACAUUCCACAAGCUUUUGAAAGAAAUGUUCCCCAAAUUCAUUGACGAAGAUUGGAAAAAGCUCAAUGAGAUUGGAGAGCGAGCGAAGAAUAUUGGCAUGGGUUGUUGUCUCCUUGUCAUCGAACCGGAAGGAAACGACCCAGAUUUUUCGGAGCGUAUGGUCCUUCCAUUGUGGAAGAGCUUCCAUUCUCUAAAUCUUAUGCUUCCAAAGGAGGAUCGCUCCGCGAUGCUGCUCCGAAUUUUCAACGACACAUCCCCUGUCAUCAACCAGACGCUAAAGGAGUCAGCAAAGAAAGAAGCCGAAGCUGCUGCUGCUGCUGUUGCUGCAACUGAAACUGCCGACCCCGAAACAAGGGAUGAAAUUUUGGAAGAUGCCCCGGUGGUCGAGGAGGCAGAUGGAGAAAAGGAGGUAUCUGAGCAGCCAGAUGACGCUGGCGAUGGGGCCGAGGCAGAAGCCGGACCGGCUACGGCAGGCGAUUGA